GGCUCGUCGCGCUGCGGGAAGUGCGGGGAGUCCUUCCAGGGCGUGGAGAAGCUGGUGUUCCACAUGCGGGCGCAGCACUUCGUGUUCAUGUGCCCGCGCUGCGGGAAGCAGUUCAACCACAGCAGCAACCUCAACCGGCACAUGAACGUGCACCGCGGCGUCAAGUCCCACGGCUGCGGCGUCUGCGGCAAGAGCUUCACCCAGAAGUCCACCCUGCACGACCACCUGAACCUGCACAGCGGGGCCCGGCCCUACCGCUGCUCCUACUGCGACGUGCGCUUCGCCCACAAACCCGCCAUCCGCCGCCACCUCAAGGAGCAGCACGGCAAGACCACGGCCCAGAACGUCCUCGAGGCCGUGGCCGCCGAGGGGGGGGUCCUGCUGCGCUGACCCCCCCCGGGGGGGGCCCGGGAAGGGGCCGGGGGGGGAGCGACGGGGAAAGGAAGGAGCCUCCUCCCCCCCGGCCCCCGCGCCGCGCAGAGCCGGGCCCCUCCCUGAGGGGGGGGGGAUGGGAACGGGACCGACCCACCCCCCCCGGGACUGCUGGGUCCUUCCCCGGGGCAGGGGGGACCCCCCCGAAGGGGUGGGGAGGGACCCUCGGGUGGCUGGGUUCAUUUUGGGACCCCCAGAGGGGUGAGGAGUGAACCCCAAAGUGAUGGGGAGCGACCCCUGGACAUUGGAGUGAAAGGGGGACCCCAAAAGUGAUGGGGGCGACCCCUGGACACCUGGAGCGAAUGGGGGACCCCCAAAGUGAUGAGGAGCGAACCCCAAAGUGAUGGGGAGCGACCCCUGGACAUAUGAAGGGGGGACCCCCAAAGGGGUGAGGAGCGACCCCUGGACAUUGGAGUGAAAGGGGGACCCCCAAGUGAUGGGGGGACCCCAAAAGUGAU
Lepidothrix coronata (blue-crowned manakin) is the source of this 890-nucleotide messenger RNA. Its product is annotated as zinc finger and BTB domain-containing protein 12-like. Gene Ontology annotation, biological process: negative regulation of transcription by RNA polymerase II; regulation of cytokine production; regulation of immune system process. The transcript has 2 exons. The record is from RefSeq and is a predicted model, not a curated record. Lineage: Eukaryota; Metazoa; Chordata; Aves; Passeriformes; Pipridae. The coding region runs from base 64 to 390 and encodes 108 amino acids.